This is a messenger RNA of Cylindrotheca closterium, 2040 nucleotides long. NCBI's taxonomy places the organism in Eukaryota, Bacillariophyta, Bacillariophyceae, Bacillariales, Bacillariaceae. The record is from the annotation of a GenBank genome assembly.
AUGGCCACUGUCACUGAAAACAGGCCUCCGAAUGCUGUUGUAGAAAAGAAAGAAGGCAUCACAAGUGCGAGUCACCAUGAUGUCUUGCUAGGUCGAGGAGGCGGAACGAACAAUCACAUUGGAAAUAAGAACUUUCGAAAGCUUGUCAAUGAUCACAAGAAGCGGUACCUUGCUUGCAGCAAAGUUGACAAACCUAAAAUUGCUAGGGAAGUGGUCGAGAUCUGGCAAAAAUUGGAUCCUCCAGGACGUUUUCUACAAAAGAUUUCAGGUGGGGAUUCUAGGUCCAAAGAACCCGCAGUCUACGAGGAAGUCUCAUUAAAAAAGGCACGAGAAAAGGCUUCUCAGUGCCUGCGAGAGCGAACUUCAGACGUUGUUCCGUAUUUGAAUAAGUAUCAGCAGGAUCAAGAUAAAAAGACAGAGCCUGGAGUCGACAAGGGCGAGGGAAAAGUGAACGGUGAGACCAAAGGAAAGGUUCCUGUCAAGACUUUACCCUCUCCCGAUCAAAGCACCUCAGGGGCAGUACCGAGCGAAACGGCCCAAGCGCAGCAAAAGAUUGUGCAGGCUGCCCAAAGCCAUCAAAGUGACCUUGGGUUACAACAACUCUACGCCCGUCAGCAACAAAACCUAAGACAAGCUUACAUGUCUGGGCCUGAUGGCCAGCAACAGCAGAGACUACAGCAAACAGCCAUGCAACAAACGGCCAUGCAAUCAAAUGGAAUGCAGCCCAUGCCACAAAAUGCCAUGCAACAAAAUGCAAUGCACAUGGCUCGUCAACAAGCCUUUCAUGAACAGCAAGUCCUCGAGCAUCAAACAAAAAUGCUUCUACAACAACAAAUGGCUAUGCAAGAACAAUUGCUAAAAAAUAAUAUAAUGGCGCAGCAACUCAUGUUGCAACGAAACGGCUAUGCCAUGGCAGCCGCCCAGCAGGCUGCCGCCCAACAAGGUUUGCCUCCUCCAGGAACUCCCGACGCCGCUAGACGCAUGUCACUCAACACGGGAUUUUCGCAACUGGGUAUAAAAAAUGGUGGCGUAUCUCCAGGGCAGCAUCACGUAGUGUCCAGCAGCAGUCCAGUUACCAUGCACAGCAAUAGCCCGGCUGUGCAUCAUGGUAAUAGUCCUGCUAUCUCUCAUAGCAGUCCCAAUGUUGUUGCAGGGCAAAUGAUGGUCCACAAGAUGGCAUCAAUACCAGUUCAACCCAAUCUGACUCAACUCAUUCAACCACCACCAAACAUGGUGCAACGGCAGAAUCUGACGACUCCAGAGCACCAGCCAUCGGCAUCCUUUGCACCCCUGCCUGAGGAGACAAGCAAUCAUCAUGACCAUCAUGACCACCAUCCAAUUCCGUUGGACAACAAUGACACCCAAAUAGACCAUACUGCGAUUCUUGAAUACAGCGCUCACCUAGAAAAACAAGAGCACCAAAAGAAAACACAAGGAGGAGCAGAAACAGAACACAAAGAGGCAGCACCAACAACAAACACAAGGAAAAAACCGAAAUCUCCUGUCGAGUCCCAGAUUCCAAAAAUGAUCGCCACCAAUUCCUCGGAUGACUUGGAUGCAAUCAAACCAGCGGUAGUUUCCAGUUCCGAUAUGACCGAGAAGGACCACCACCCGAAUGGAUUAGCGGACCACCAAACGGACCAUCUUCAUGAUUCUGGAAAGCUUAGUCAUUUCAGUGAUUACGAUGGGACACUACAAGACUAUCACACCCGACUGAAUGAUAGAGGAUCCCCCCAUGUUUUUGAUGAUGACAGUUCGGAAGAAAUGCUAAAGGAUCAUUCGGCACUGCGUGACCAUUCGGCUAUCCGGGACGAUUUACAAUCGGAAUCCUGUGAUCAUUCCCUUCCCCGUAAAAAGGCAGGCCGAAAGACUCGGCGUACUUCCAAAAGCUCAGUCAUGUCCAUGUCGAUUGGGAGUUUGUCGGGGAUGGAUUACUCGGCAGACGAACUUCGUGAUCACAAAAUGCAUUCCAGUCGAUCCUUUGGUUCGAAUCGGUCGCUGAUGAGCGAGUUGACGGAUUAUCAGGAUCUCAUUCUAUAG